AUGGCCCCGUCUUCCUCCUCUUCACGCCUGUCCACCGACGAACUCACCGGUCUCAUCGCUGGCAUCAUCGUCUUCGUUAUCGUUGCAGCAACGAUCGGCAUCAUGUUCUGGCACCGCUACCGCCACCCCGUCGAACCCUAUCCUCCCCCGACUGCGAUGGCACCGGCAGCCCCAUCAUUAACGUCCCCACCCCUCCCCGCCGACGACCCAGGUAUCCUUGGUUCCCCAGCCGUCACGGGCCCAGGCCUACCAGGCUGGCCGACGGCAGCACAAAUCAGGAUCCCCGUGCGAGCGCACCCUCACCCGAAGCGGAGGACGCAAAGCUCAGAGCUCUCCCCCUUUGGAUACCUUCCCACCGUCAACGAACGAGCACCGACACCGGCCUUCCGGUCUUCCAUGAUGGACCUGCCCGAGGAGGAGUCCGCGCAAGAUAUGAGCAGGAGGCGGAGCGUCGGGGACAUUGGCAUGGCGAUUCCCAUGUCGCCUGAGCGGGGGGGCAGUCGGUUCUCCACGAUGCGCGUGUAG
Verticillium alfalfae VaMs.102 is the source of this 525-nucleotide messenger RNA. RefSeq lists its product with no specific name. The transcript has a single exon. The record is from RefSeq and is a predicted model, not a curated record. The coding region runs from base 1 to 525 and encodes 174 amino acids. Lineage: Eukaryota; Fungi; Ascomycota; Sordariomycetes; Glomerellales; Plectosphaerellaceae.